AUGCAGCCUCCAGAGAGUGCGCAGAUCGACCUGGGUAAGGCCCAGGUCAUUGAUCGAGUUCCCAAAGUUAUCAAAGAACUGAAAUUCGGCGUUUUAACAAACGAUGAUAUUGCCGGCCAGGCCGUAGUUGAAGUUUCGGACCGGAAAUUUUUCGACCUUGAACAUGACCGCGCAGUCGUUUCCCAUGGCCCGCUCGACGCGCGCAUGGGUAUCUCAAACAAGACCGCAACGUGCAAGACCUGUGGACACCACUUGAAAGAAUGCAACGGUCAUUUCGGCCAUGUGAGACUGGUUCUACCAGCUUUCCACGUUGGCUACUUCAAGCGCGUCAUUGGCAUUCUCCAGGAAGUCUGCAAGGAGUGCUCACGCAUCCUUCUUCCCGAGUCGGAGCGCCGUGCCUUCCUGCGUGAAAUGCGACGCCCAGGUCUGGAUAACCUGCGGCGCAUGCAGAUUGCGAAGCGUAUCAACGAACGUUGCCGGAAAACCCGAGAAUGCGAGUACUGUCAUGCGAUUAACGGUGUGGUGAAAAAGGUGGGAUCAAGUGCACUGAAAAUCACCCAUGAUAAAUUUCGAGCAUUCAACAGCUCCACAUCUGUCAAAAAGCAGCCUCCGAUCAGUAAGACUGUGUUCGAUGACUCCUUUACUGAAGCGCGGAAUGCCAAUUCGGAAAUCGAGAAACAUUUCAAGAAAGCUCAGGAUGACAUGAAUGCCUUGCGUGUGCUGAAGCUGUUUAAGAAGAUUUCUAACAGCGAUUUUCAUCCCGGCCCCCCUGUUUGUAUCCGUCCGUCUGUGGGUCAGGAGGGCGCUUCCACCGAAGAUGAUCUGACAGCGAAACUGGGCGAUAUCGUUCAGAGUAACAUUAACCUCAAAAACGCUUUGCUGAAGGGUGCCCCAGUGCAGACAAUUAUGGAAUGUUGGGACUAUAUGCAGCUCCAGAUUGCGGUCUAUAUCAACAGUGACGUGCCGGGUCUUAAUAAGGCAGAUCUCGGAAAGCCGAUUCGUGGAUUUGUUCAACGACUCAAGGGAAAGCAGGGUCGAUUCCGUGGUAACCUUUCAGGAAAACGUGUGGACUUCUCUGGGCGUACGGUCAUUUCGCCUGACCCGAACUUGCGAGUUGACGAGGUUGCUGUCCCGGAGCUGGUAGCCAAAAACAUGACAUACCCCGAAGUUGUGACUCGAUACAAUAAGGAGAAGCUACAACAGUGUGUUCGAAAUGGCACCAAGAAAUGGCCGGGUGCAAAUUAUCUUGUGAAAAAGGAUUCCAACUUUAGGAUGAUGCUCAAGUACGGUAACCUUCAGCAUGUUGCUAAUGAGCUGCAAGAAGGCGAUACUGUCGAGCGUCACAUUGAAGAUGGUGAUAUUGUACUUUUUAAUCGACAGCCAUCUCUCCACAAACUGAGUAUUUUGUCGCACUUUGCAAAAGUUCGACCCCAUCGAACUUUCCGGCUGAAUGAAUGUGUCUGCAACCCUUACAAUGCCGAUUUUGACGGAGACGAGAUGAACUUGCACGUCCCUCAAACAGAGGAGGCCAGAGCAGAGGCGAUGGAGCUGAUGGGUGUGAAGAACAACUUAGCCACGCCCAAGAACGGCGAGCCCAUCAUUUCUUCUAUUCAAGAUUUCAUCAGUGCUGCUUACAUACUGAGUAGCAAAGAUAACUUCUUUGACCGCCGCUCAUUCACCCAAAUUUGCCUCUACAUGCUAGGCCCUGAAACACGCUUUGAUCUUCCGCCGCCGUCCGUCCUCAAGCCACAGAUGCUCUGGACUGGAAAGCAGGUGUUCAACAUUCUGAUGCAUCCCAAUAAAGAUGAUCCUGUUCUUGUCAACCUUGAUGCUGCUUGUCGUGAGUUCAAGCAGCCCAAGGAUGGCAGACCCAAGGAUUUGGAUCCCAAUGAUGGUUGGCUGGUCAUCCGUAACUCCGAAGUGAUGUGCGGUGUCAUGGAUAAGUCCACUAUCGGUUCUGGAAAGAAGGACAAUGUGUUCUACAUUAUGCUUCGAGAUUUUGGUCCACCUGCUGCUGCCGAGGGCAUGAACCGCUUAUCCAAGCUGUCGGCCCGUUGGUUCACCAACAUUGGCUUUUCUAUCGGUAUUACCGAUGUUUACCCCAGCGAGAGACUUAUUGCUUCGAAGAAUCAUCUGGUGGAGACAGCCUACGCUGCCUGCGAUGAAGUCAUUGCUAAAUACAAAGCCGGUACGCUGGAGAAGUAUCCUGGUUGUGACGAGCUGCAGACCAUGGAGAACCAAAUCUCCGGUAUUCUAAGUAAGGUUCGUCAGCAAGCUGGUGAUGAAUGUAUCGCGCAGCUCAGCAAAUACAAUUCUCCCCUGAUCAUGGCCACAUCCGGAUCCAAAGGUUCCAGCAUCAACGUCUCCCAGAUGGUUGCGCUUGUGGGUCAGCAAAUUAUUGGUGGUCAACGUGUUCAGGAUGGUUUCCAGGACCGUACCUUGCCUCAUUUCCCAAAGAAUGCCCGGCAGCCCCCCUCCAAGGGUUUCGUUCGGAACAGUUUCUUCUCGGGUCUCAAACCUUUCGAGUUCAUUUUCCACGCCAUGUCCGGUCGUGAAGGUCUGGUCGACACCGCUGUCAAGACUGCCGAAACUGGUUACAUGUCUCGCCGGUUGAUGAAGUCGCUUGAAGAUCUUUCUACUCGGUAUGACGAUACUGUUCGGAACUCUUCCGCUGCUAUUGUUCAGUUCCAAUAUGGUGAUGACAAGCUGGAUCCCGUCGAUAUGGAGGGCAAGGCCAAGCCUGUCCAUUUCGAUCGUACCUUCAUUCACUCCGAGUCCACCACCUACAACAAUGACGAACCAAGCUUGCUGCCACAGGAGAUCAUGGAAGUCUGUGGUGAGAUGCUGGAAAAGGAACGCGAGAAGUUGACUCGUAAGGAUCUGCUCGGCAAUGAGCUGGGAUACAUGGAUCGCAGCGACCACGGAAUUGAUCAGUUCGAAAGUGCCCGCGAUUUCCUUGACUCCAUUGAGCAAUAUGUUCAAACGAAGGCUGACAGGCUGAGCUACCGUGGUGGUGAUAUUGAUCCUUCUGACGAGCGAAGCCGGAAAGGCUUGGAUCAUACCGGAAAGUUGACUGAGAAGACCCUCCGGGCCUUCAUCGCCGCUUGCUUGCUCAAAUACAAGAGAGCGCAGGUCGAACCCGGUCAUGCUGUGGGUGCCGUUGGUGCCCAGUCCAUUGGUGAGCCUGGUACACAAAUGACCUUGAAGACUUUCCAUUUCGCUGGUGUCGCCGGUAUGAGUAUCACCCAAGGUGUGCCACGUAUCAAGGAAAUUAUCAACGCCUCCAAGGAGAUCAGUACUCCCGUCAUCUCAUGCGAGCUGGUCACGAAGGAUUCCGUUCCUGCCGCUCGCAUUGUAAAGGGCCGUGUCGAAAAGACAUACUUGCGUGAUGUGAUGCGCUCAAUCACUGAAUGCUGGAAUGAUCAUGAGGCCUAUAUCAGUGUCAAGAUCAACUGGAAGACGAUCAUCGAUAUGCAACUUGAGAUCAAAAUGCCACAGAUUCUUCAGGCCAUCAAGACUCACAAGCGCUUCAAGGCUGAUGACCUGAAAUUCCGAGCUGACCGCAACCAUGUCUACCUGGUUAUUGAUCUAGAUCCGGUGAGCAAGCAGGGCCUAUCGAAGACAGAGAUUGCCGCGACGAGCAGCGAUCCCUUCCUGCGCCUCAAGCACCUGAAGCGCAUGCUUCCCGAUAUCCAGAUAUUGGGUCACCCGCAAGCCAGCCGGGCCAUCAUCCGGACGAACGAGACUGGAACAGUCAACACACUACUCGUGGAAGGCUACGGAUUGCGCGAGUGUAUGACAACUACCGGUGUCGACGGUUACCACACCAAGACCAACAAUGUCAUGGAGGCACGCGAGGUCCUUGGCAUCGAAGCCGCACGAAGCACGAUUAUUACGGAAAUCAGUGAGGUCAUGAAGGAGAUGGACAUCGAUCCCCGUCACAUGCAGCUUCUGGCCGAUGUGAUGACAUACAAGGGUGAAGUGCUCGGUAUCACCCGAUUCGGUCUGGCGAAGAUGCGAGACUCGGUCCUUCAGCUGGCUUCGUUCGAGAAGACUGCAGACCACCUCUUUGAUGCCGGUGGUGCCGGCCGCACUGAUCUAAUCGAGGGUGUUUCGGAAUGUAUUAUUAUGGGCAAGACGGUUGGGCUGGGAACGGGCGCGAUGGAAGUUGUGCGCAAAUUGAACUUCUACCAGGGCCAGAUCGGCCCUAAGAAGACGGUCUUCGAAGAUGCUUGGACGGAGCUCUGUGAAGCACCACCGACCAGAGGCAAGAGACGAGUCCAGUAG
Molecule: messenger RNA, 4287 nt
Organism: Penicillium macrosclerotiorum
Lineage: Eukaryota; Fungi; Ascomycota; Eurotiomycetes; Eurotiales; Aspergillaceae
Product: DNA-directed RNA polymerase III core subunit RPO31
Exons: 3
Coding region: 1-4287 (1428 amino acids)
Biological process (GO): DNA-templated transcription
Molecular function (GO): DNA binding; DNA-directed RNA polymerase activity
Source: RefSeq, a predicted model, not a curated record